UAUUUUGGCGCGCGUAGCUGUCCAGGGUCCUGUAGAAGUCAUCUCCUGACGGCGGUAACGUCGCCUUUGUUUACUUGUAGCAUGUAGAAUGCUAACCAGCAGGAUAGACAACUAAAUCUAACUAGGUCGAUGUAACUACAUUGAAAGAUGUUCUAACUCUUGAGUAUUAUCCCCAAGAGUUAAACGUCCCGCAUUUUAGCUCCAGGGAAAGCAUUUUAGCUUCAGGGAAAGUCCAUAUUUAACGAGUUAACGCUAGCCCCUUGAGCUAGGUCGUUGGCUAAUCAAAAUCCUUUAUUAGGCUACUGACAUACAAUUUGAAAUAGAUAGAGGGAAAAACAUACUCAACAGUAUGAAAAGACACGAAGACCAACAAGAAAGGCCAACUGCAGGAUGCCUCUCUGUUCCACUCUUUAACCAGAGGAAAAGGAUCCGAAUGCCCAUGACAUCUAAUCCCUCAGAUAAAGGCUUCGGUGUCAGCAACGAGUGCAUGCCAAGUACUAGUUCAUUUUACAGCGCACAAGGUGGUUACCAAGCUUCAAGUUACCCUACCAGUACACCCCAUGGCUACUUUUGGAACAGACAGAGUAACCCUCAGCCUUAUCAGCAGUCCCAGCAGAGUGGUAGCAACCGGAGUGCACCUGGACCAGCCCCUACCAUUAGAACCUGUGCCACACCCCUACCACACCCAUACAAACCAGGGAACACGAGUUGUCAGAUGAACCAACAGGACCCUCCGGCCACCGCUUACCAGAGACAAACCAACUACCGCCCCCCUGCCCACACCAAUGAAAGGACACAGGUCCAGACCAAGCCUUGGCCUGAAAGAGGUUCUUCUCAAAUGGGUCAGCAUGGAUCCUAUUCACAGGCUAGUUCUCCAAAUAACCUCUACACCCAACCACCCAGACCUCCUUUCCCUCAGCCCAGCCAGCCUCUUGCUCACACAGAAAAAACACAAAACACUUCCUGGAGAUUUAAACCCACUAACAACCAGGGUUCCCAGAGACCCCCUGUGGAAACAAGCCACAGCAUGUUUCGCUCUCAGAGUGCCUCCGGGCCACCACCACAGACCCAACCAGCCUUUCAGAUUCAGAAGUCAGCCACGGGUCAAUCAUUGAGGAUUCUGACAGCUGUUAUUGUUGGCAUGAGACACUGGAGCCAGUUCAAGGACAGAGCACCGUACCUGUUUGAGAUAUUUGCUACUUUGGACUCUGCUGUAACCAUGGGCUCACAUGGAUCCAAGAGCUUCCUCCUAAGAGAUGGGAAGGCUACUGUGCAGUGUGUCUACUACGAGAACGAGCAGGAGCUGCCCAGGCUGAUCCGUGGGCAGGUCCAGCGCUGUGUGGGCAACUACGACCAUGCCAAGGACAUCCUGAGAUGUGUUUCCGUCCGGCCCGCUCUGCCCUCAGAGCAGAGGAAUGCCCAGGAGGCAGUCAAAGCCUGCAAUGUAGAGAUGAGGGUGCUGGUCAAGUCAUUCAGCGAAGUCUGAGCAGAAGCAA
Molecule: messenger RNA, 1496 nt
Organism: Gadus macrocephalus (Pacific cod)
Lineage: Eukaryota; Metazoa; Chordata; Actinopteri; Gadiformes; Gadidae
Product: spermatogenesis-associated protein 22
Exons: 7
Coding region: 350-1486 (378 amino acids)
Biological process (GO): meiotic DNA repair synthesis; gamete generation; regulation of meiotic cell cycle
Source: RefSeq, a predicted model, not a curated record